Messenger RNA from Monosiga brevicollis MX1, 1902 nucleotides. RefSeq lists its product as uncharacterized. Gene Ontology annotation, molecular function: DNA-binding transcription factor activity; sequence-specific DNA binding. The transcript has 2 exons. Gene Ontology annotation, biological process: regulation of DNA-templated transcription. The coding region runs from base 1 to 1902 and encodes 633 amino acids. NCBI's taxonomy places the organism in Eukaryota, Choanoflagellata, Craspedida, Salpingoecidae. The record is from RefSeq and is a predicted model, not a curated record.
AUGCUGAGCUACGCCACCUGCAUCUGCCUGGCCUUGGAAGCCAACGGCGGCAGCAUGCGAGCUUUGAGUAUUCGACAGAUUUACGCCUUUUUUGAAAGUCACGAAGCCGCCAUCCCCAUGGUGCAAAAGCCCAACUGGCGCACCUCCGUCCGACAUACCCUCUCGGGGCAUCAAUGCUUUUAUCAACUCACCCAAGGCAUGCAGCGACUGUGGUGCUUUGACGAGGACAAGCUUCCCCGCCCUACUCGCGCCACGCUUUUGAAGUUUCGUAUGCUGCUUCGCUCCCGUCCCGAAGGGGCCGCUGAACCCAAUCUUCUCGAGGCUUUUCUCUGCAACAUCCGUGAUCACGGCCCACCCUCUCUAUCCAAGGUGGAACUCGAUAGCAUGGCCCCCGAUGCCGAGGGGGAAGAGCGAACCUCAGGCUUGCUACGCCCUCCCAGCUUUUCGCGCUACGCGCCUCGCUCUGUUUCCUCCCACCGCUCGACUCGCUCGCCCUCGCCCUCGCCGCGAAUGAUCAAGAGCCGCAGUGCCGUCAAUUUUUGGACGGAGAACCAAAAACCCAUGCCGCGCAGCCAUAGCGACAUUCAAGGCCUCGGUGCCAUGCGCUCGGUCAAGCGUGAGGCCGUCAGUGAUCCCGUGGCCGCCUCACCGGAUAACCAGAGUUGGAUGGGCAUGCCCACGGCCGACUCGCCGCUGAUGGACACGGAAGUGUCCGUACUUGGCGCAGCCGACAACCUGCGGCGUCGUCAUCGCGCUCCUCCCCAACAUCAACAAGCUGGCCAGCAUCACACCCCUCAUGCCUCGCACGGUUCCACCGGCUCACAUGGCUCAAGCGAUCUGGACAGCGUCAAUGGUAUGCAGCAUGGCACAAUGCAACAUGGUGGUAUGCAGCACGGCGGGAUGCAACAUGGCAAUCUGAACGGCAUGCAAGGAGGGCUCGGUGGCAUGAUGGGCAUGAAUGGCCCGAACGACAUGAAUGGCAUGGCCGGUCUGAACGGUUUGAAUGGGCUGAACGGCAUGCACGGCAUGCACGGCCUGAACGGCUUGGGCAACAUGAGUGGUGUUCACGGCAUGAUGCGCAGUGUUGGAAGCAUGGGUAGCCUCAGCAGCCUCAACGCUAUGAGCACCGGUAAUCACGGCAUGGCAAGCGCCAUGGCAUCCCAUAGCUCGGCUUCCAGGCUGGACAUGAACGGGGCUGGCAAUGCCGGUGCCUCGUCCAACUUUCUUGGCAUGCCCAAUGGACACGGGGCGUCGGCCGUGUCACCACCCGCCCAGAACAUGCCCUUGAAUCUGCAGAGUCUCAAUCUCAACUCGGGGUCGGGUCCAGCCACACAGGGCGCACCGGCGCAAUUUCCUUUGGACGCGGUGGCGCUGGCCCAAGCCAACAUCAAUGCCAUGAAUCUACCUGAGCAUGAAAAGCAACAGUUGUUGCAGGCCGUACACGAUCGUCUCAUUCAGCAGUUGCAUCAAGCACUGGCGCACAAGCACGCGGAGGCUCCCUUCAAUGGCAUGGGCGGCAUGACGGCGGAGCAAGUGGCACGGCAAACGGCCAGCCUGCAAGCUGCACGCUUUCCCGAACAAGCCGCCUUCAAUCCGCCCAGCAGUCAGCCUCCCAUGGAUACGGCUCACAAGCUAGAGGCGAGCGGGCCAGCCGUCUCCUCAGCGGCGAUCCCCACGGUUUCAGAGCAUUCGGCGAGCGAUUUUGAUGCCGUGAGUUUGCCUUCUUUCCCCAACGCUCUAGCGGAUAUGGAGACCUUGGAUGCAAUCGAGAGCCUGUUGCGACGUGACGACGACGGGCUCAAGGACUGUGCACGCAGCUUGGACGGACCCGUGCCUCGUGAUUCCUUCGACUUUUCACAGCUUUUGGAGUCGUGUGACCUCAUGGAUCUCAUCGAGUCCUGA